Molecule: messenger RNA, 705 nt
Organism: Engraulis encrasicolus (European anchovy)
Lineage: Eukaryota; Metazoa; Chordata; Actinopteri; Clupeiformes; Engraulidae
Product: avidin-like
Exons: 4
Coding region: 59-547 (162 amino acids)
Molecular function (GO): biotin binding
Source: RefSeq, a predicted model, not a curated record
GUGUAACUGUCAGCAUAAAAAGAGUGGCCCAGCACAACACUUGGUAGACACUGCUAAAAUGACGUUUGCACAUAUUUAUCCGCGUUGGACUUUGCUGUGUGCAGUUCUGGUUCAUCUUCACACGGCGGCUCUUUCAUUACCCAGCCAGGGAAGGUCUCGUGAUGCUAGGCCUACUCCGAUGGGAAGUUCGUGUGAUGUUACUGGCCAUUGGCGUAACGAGCUGGGCUCCCGCAUGCAACUGUCCGCCAAGGACUCCUCUUUACAGGGGUUUUACAAGACGGCCGUGGAGACUACCGCAGGGGCGGCGGGUAACGGUUCAACGUUGACUGGUUUCGUCAGCGGGGGGGUGCAUCCUACCGUGUCAUUCUCCGUGUUGUGGAAAGGGGGUUCCUGCACCUCGUGGGUGGGUCAGUGUUUCAUUCUGCCGACUGGAGACCGAGUUUUGAAAACCGUCUGGAUGUUGCGCUCUGUUGCAAAAGGCCCUGGAGACAACUGGAUGAGCACCAGGGUUGGAGCAGACACUUUUUCAUUUGUAGGCGCAUGUUGAGCUUCAUGAAGAUGUCUCUCAUGUGAAAUGGCUUUCUUUCGAAGUGUGUUGGAAUGACAAAUCCCCAAGUUUGUGCAUCGGUGGUUUAAUAACUGGAUUAAAAACAAAUCUGAAGCAUUUUUUCAGUUGUGUACACUUGACUGGCUUUGUUCUUUUAC